Arctia plantaginis is the source of this 795-nucleotide messenger RNA. NCBI's taxonomy places the organism in Eukaryota, Metazoa, Arthropoda, Insecta, Lepidoptera, Erebidae. The record is from the annotation of a GenBank genome assembly.
AUGGCAGCUGGCAUGAUGUACCCAACUGUGCCUCCACCCCCACCACCGCCAUCAAUAAUGGUGCCUUCACAGGUUCGUCUGCGACCAGGAGGCCCAAAUGAUCCAUUUCCUCCAGGCCUGCCAUACUUGAGGCCAGGGUUACCAGGUCCGCAGCUCAUACCGCCACCACCGCCCAAACCACAGCCUGUAGUAUUAUCAGCUGCUCCAAAGCUAUACAAACAACCAAAGGAAGAUGAAGAAAAGAAGGAGAAAGAGAGCCGGAAAAGGAAACACUCUCCGCCCCCUCCACCUCCCCCUCGACCAGAGCCGGUCGUGGAGCCAGUGUUGCCGACACCACCUCCCCCUCCAGUCCUGUCCACACCUGACGUUGUUACCAAGCCUAAGAAGGAAAAAAAAAACAGGAAGGUGGUGAGAACAGCAGGUGGUCAAGUUUGGGAGGACGUGACUCUUCUUGAUUGGCCCGACGAUGAUUUCCGCAUGUUCUGUGGUGAUCUCGGCAAUGAUGUGACGGAUGAAUUGUUGACGCGAACAUUUAGCAAGUACACCUCCUUCCAAAGGGCGAAGGUGAUCAGAGACAAACGAACAAACAAAAGCAAGGGCUUCGGUUUCGUCAGCUUCAAAGAUCCUGGAGACUUUAUCAAGGCUAUGAAGGAAAUGGAUGGUCGUUACGUAGGGAGCCGACCUAUCAAGCUAAGAAAGAGUACGUGGAAAAACCGCGCUCUGGAUGUUGUGCGUAAGAAGGAGAAGGAAAAGGCGGCAUUGCUCUCUCUACUCAUGUCCGGCAACAAGAGCUGA